Messenger RNA from Cordyceps fumosorosea ARSEF 2679, 831 nucleotides. RefSeq names its product metalloprotease 1. The coding region runs from base 1 to 831 and encodes 276 amino acids. The record is from RefSeq and is a predicted model, not a curated record. Gene Ontology annotation, molecular function: metallopeptidase activity. The transcript is spliced from 2 exons. Lineage: Eukaryota; Fungi; Ascomycota; Sordariomycetes; Hypocreales; Cordycipitaceae.
AUGUCUCUUAAGAAGUCGCUUGCUGUUGCAGCCACCAUCGUGGUGGCCGUCUUUGGAGCCGCUCUUCGCGAGUUCGAGGAAUGCGGCACGGAAGAGCCGGGCCCAGAGAUGCGCGUCGUCGCUGCCCAGAUGGCUGCUGAUGAGCGAGCCGCAUCGGCCGUUAAAGUCGACGCGAAGCGUGCUUCCGACAUUGACAUCCCUACCUACAUCCACGUCGUCUCAUCCUCCAAAAGCGAGUCCGACGGCAACAUUCCCGACUCCACGGUCAAUGCCGCCAUCUCCUCCAUGAACGACGGCUACAGUGGCAGCGGCUUCCAGUUCUCCGUCCAAAAAAUCACCCGCACCGUCAACGCCGACUGGUCUAACAACAAGAACCUCGAGACCAUGAAGUCCAAGCUGCGCCAGGGCGACUUCCGCACCCUCAACAUCUACAUUGUCCCCAAGCUCGUCACCUCGGACGGCGUCGGCCUCAACGGCCAGUGCACCUUUCCGUUCCGCUCGCCGAAAAAUGUGCCCCAGGACGGCUGCAUCGUCCGCACCGGCGCGUACAGCAACGAGCAGACCACACCGCACGAGGUCGGCCACUGGCUCGGCCUGUACCACACCUUCCAGGGCGAGACGGACACCAAGUCGUGCGAUACGACAAACGACUAUGUUGAUGACACGCCGGCGAUGAAGAUGACGCGGGGCUGUGAUACGGACUCGGACACAUGCCCGGGGGGCGGCAAGGACCCGGUGACCAACUUUAUGAGCUACAAUAGCUGCCGCACCGUCUUUACCAGCGGCCAGCAUGACCGCAUGAACAGCAUGUACAACAAGUACCGCGCUUAG